CAGGUAGGGCGGCCGGGAAGGGCGGGGUUCUGCCCGAGGAGCCGCGGACAGCGGCGUUGCGCGCCCGGCGGGCGCAGAGGGAGCGCACCGCCCAGCGUCCGGCCGGAAAGCUGAGUUGGAAACCGCCACCAUGGGCGCCUGUCUGGGGGUCUGUUCCCUGCUCAGCUGUGCAUCCUGUCUCUGUGGCUCAGCCCCCUGCAUCUUGUGUGGCUGCUGCCCCUCCAGCCGCAAUUCCACCAUCAGCCGCCUUGCCUUCACCUUCUUAUUGUUUCUUGGGGUCCUGGUGGCUGUCAUUAUGCUCAGUCCUGGAGUGGAGAGCCACCUAUAUAAGCUGCCUUGGGUGUGUGAGGGGACCCCCUCUACCUUGGGUAUCGAAGGCCAUGUGGACUGUGGAUCCCUGCUGGGCCAUCGAGCUGUCUACCAUGUGUGCUUUGCCCUGGCUGCUUUCUUCUUCCUCUUCACCCUGUUGAUGAUCUGCGUGAAGAACAGCAAGGACCCUCGAGCUGCCAUCCAGAAUGGGUUUUGGUUUUUUAAGUUCCUGGUUCUUCUAGGAAUCAUUGUGGGUGCCUUCUAUAUCCCAGAUGGCUCCUUCACCAAUGUCUGGUUCUACUUCGGUGUGGUUGGCUCCUUUCUCUUCAUCCUAAUCCAGCUCAUCCUGCUGAUCGACUUUGCACAUUCUUGGAACCAGAGCUGGCUGUGGAAGGCUGAAGAGCGUGACUCCCGGUGUUGGUAUGCAGGCCUCUUCUUCUUUACCUUCCUCUUCUAUGGAGUCGCCCUCACUGCCAUAGCACUCAUGUACAUCUACUAUACCCAUUCGGGGGCCUGUUAUGAAGGCAAGGUCUUCAUCAGCCUCAACCUGGUCUUUUGCAUUUGUGUCUCCAUUGUGGCUGUUCUACCCAAGGUCCAGGAAGCCCAGCCAAACUCGGGCCUGCUACAAGCCUCUGUCAUCACUGUCUACACCAUGUUUAUCACCUGGUUAGCUCUGACCAACAUCCCUGACCAGAAAUGCAACCCAAACCUCCCAACGACGGCCAACACGACCAGCGCGGAUCCUUCCAAGGGCUACACUACGCAGUGGUGGGACGCACCCAGCAUCGUGGGCUUGAUCGUCUUCAUCCUCUGCACCAUCUUCAUCAGCAUCCGCUCUUCUGACAACAAGCAGGUGAACAGCCUGAUGCAGACGGAGGAGACCCCCCCCAUGAUGGAGGACCAGCAGCAGGUGGUGGAGGGCCGGGCCUAUGACAACGAACAGGAUACGGUCUCCUACAGCUACUCCUUCUUCCACUUCUGCCUCUGCCUUGCCUCCCUGUACAUCAUGAUGACACUCACCAACUGGUACAGGCCGGACGAUGUCACCAGGAAGAUGGUCAGCACCUGGACUGCAGUCUGGGUGAAGAUCUGUGCCAGCUGGGCCGGGCUGUUCCUCUACCUCUGGACCCUGGUUGCCCCACUCCUUCUGCCCAACCGAGACUUCAGCUGAGACUGGUCCAGUCCCCAGUGCCAUUCUUGCCCGACCAAAGAUGCCUUGUCGCCAAGGGUCAGAUGACCUCGGUCCCUUUUCUAGUCUGGCUCCCACCAUCCCCCCUCGUCUCCCCUUCUCCGACCUUCUGCCGUAGAAAGUACCCAUCCUCCCUUUCUCUCCCCUCUUCCCUACAUCCAGCGUGGAAGGAGGGAGGUGGGGAAAGCGUCCCGAACCUUGGGGCCAUUGGACAAGAUGGCUUCUAGGAACCCUUUCAACCGAAACCUUCUGUGAGUGAGCCUGUGAACACCCCUGGUUGUGGCUGAGUUGGAACUCGGCUUCUUUCUUCUUGGUGCCUUGGGGGGCUUGGAUGGGACCUGGAAGGGCCAGGUGAGGGUUAUGGGGGCACCCGCUCUCCUCCUGUCCUGCUCUCCCCUUCUCCCCCGCCCCAACCACCCCUCCCUCCCCCCAUGCCUUUUUACAUAACUUUCAGCUCUCCUCCCUCAGAAUGGGCAGGACAGGAAAGCUCGAGUCUUCCUCUCAGCCCCCUGGCCAGCAGGGAGGCCACUGGGCUGGGAGGAAAGGUCCCCCAGGUUGGGGUGAGUUUGUUCUCCAUCCCACCUUCCCCCCUUCCCCUCCAUUCCUGGGCUCCAUGUCUUUUAGAAACUCUUCCACUUUUUAAUAUUUAAAAACUCCAUAAUAAACAUCCAGUGGGUUUGCCUUACUGAGCUGCCUGCCUCUGCCCAUUUUCUUGGACUCUUGGGCUUGUGCCUUUUAGGCCCAGUGGGCCGUGUCUCGCUGGCUCCUCAGCUCUCUGCCGGCCUAAGGCCUCGGUUCUGGAACUGUCCUACUUACAGUCCUAAAGACUCUUUUCCCCGGUAAAGGGAAGACAGAAGCCCUCAGCUUCCUGAGCUGCAGCUGAGCUGAGGAUCCCCCGACCCUCACAGAUUCCCGGGCCGGACCAGUCCUUCCCCACCAGCUUUGGCAGCCAGGCAGCCUGCCCGACCUCAGGGGGCUAGUCUCGGAAAGGGGCACUGCCCCCGAACUUCUCUGCUCGUCUUUCUAGGGCUAUCAGGGUGGGCAGCGGAGGGAUCCAACCAACCCUAGCUCCUGGUUCCCAUCCCUGGGUUAGAGACUCUCCUCCUGCUACAGGAGAGACAAUGAGAAAACAGCCCCCGAUGUAGCGGCAAGUGCUACUAGGAAGAUGGAGAAAGGAAUACCCGCCUAUAGGAAGCCCUGGGGGCGAUGGGGAAAUGUUUAAAACAACUCGCAGGAGAAUUCUUGGCUUCCCUGCUAACCCUGCUAGUGAGUCACCUCCACUUGGUUCCUCAGUUUUUUCUUUAGUAAGAUGGACCAGCCAGCACCUACUCUUCUGGCCCAAGGAGAGAUGUGUCCAGAAAUUUAAUAAUUAGCUCUGUCCAAUUCCAUUGUUACAAUGGCCUUAAAAAAAGGUACUGACUUGCCAUGUGACCCUGGGUAAGUCACUUCUCCCUGGGCCUCAGUUCAUUCCCCUAUAAAAUGGGGACACUACUAACAUUAAAUGAAUAGAUGUAUACAUCUAUUUUUUUGUUGAGGCAGUUGGGGUUAAGUGACUUGCCCAGGGUCACACAGCUAGGAAGUGUUAAGUGUCUGAGACUUGAACCCGGGUCCUCCUGAUGUCAGGGCUGGUGCUCUGUCCACUGUGUCACCCAGCUGCCCUGAGAUAUUUCACAGAACUGUUGUGAUCCUCAAGUCUGGUAUAAUGUAUAUGACGGUCCUCUGUAAACUAAAGUUCUGUAUAAACAGGAAUUAUAUAUAGAGAGAAGUAAUUCUUAACAUGAUGACUAAAGGCACCUCCCUUAGGCCAAAAUGGUGUCCGAAAUCGCCCCUAAAUAUUUUAUAGUCAAAGCUUACUGUAUUCUGUGUGUCCAAUUAAACUUUUAUUAAGUACCUGUUAAGAAGCUUACAUUCUGCUGGAGGGAAGAAGUACAAUCUGUGUACACAAAAUAAAUGUGUUGUAAUUUCAUUUGAGGUUGGGUUCUGACCACUGGGGAGACGGGAAGCAUCAGAAAGAUCCUGGUGAAGGAGAAGCUCCUCCUGAGCUGAGCUUGUGAACGUCCCGAGAAAGAGACUGGUGGGAAUGGAGGGAGCAGACACGUUAGCAAGCACAGUGGUUUAGAUUCUGUAAACAGGCUUGAGCCUCGGCCCUCUACUUCCUGUGAGAUCAUAUCUGAGUCUCUCUUUGGACCUUGGACUUAUUGACUCUCGGCUUGGCCCUGUUGGCCCCUCUUUUGCCAGGGUUUUCAGAACCCUGCUUUCUCCUGGUGCUCACUGAGUUCCUUCAACACUAGAGAUUCCUUACCUGUGAGACGGGAGAGUUGUGAUCGAUUUAAUUUUUUUCAUUCAUUCAUUCAUUCAUCGAUCCAUUUAGGCUCUAAAAGCUAUGAUCCUAUAAAUCAGCUCUACCCAAUUAGCUGGUGCUCUCAGUAUUCUGUGCCGUAUCAUCAUCAGUAAUCUUCCCCCCAGGAGUGGAUUCAGUCCCCUUCUUUCUCUACUUUCUCGGUGAUUUUAUCCACGAGUUCAAUGACGAGGUCUAUAUAUCCAGCUCUUGCCUUCUAAGAUCCAGUCCACCAUCACCCACUGCCUUUCUGACAUUCUGACAUUUCUCAGCGGAGGUCCUUCAGACAUCGCAGGACACUUAUCCCAGAUUACUCAUUCCCUUUCCCCUAAAAUCCUGCCCUUGUCCAAAUCGCCCAUCUUUGUACAAGUUUCUGAAUCCUCCCAGUCCCAAUUGUCCUUAUCUUUGCCCUCCCUUAUUACCCCGAAAUAUUUGCCAAUUCUUAGUGAUUCCAUCACAGUUGUCCCCUCGCAGAAUCAGGAUCGCAGUCCAAGCCCUUGUCACUUCUCCCCUGCGUUACUGCCCCAUCUUCCCAGUUGGUUUUCUGACUUCUAGCAUUUACAUUUUCCUUUCAGCUGCCAAAGCGAUAUCCCUAAAGCACUUGUAAUUGUGACUAUAUCAUUCCUCUGCUCAAGAACCCUCAAUGACCCCCAGUUCUCUUUCAGCCAGAAUACAAACUUUUCUGUCCUUUUAAGCCCUCGGGGCUUCCAGGCUUAAUACAGUCUACCUGUCACACAUUCUACUCCAGUCAAAACUGGCCUAUUAGCUUUUCCUUAACCAGGAUGUUACAUUUACCAUCUCUGUGCCUUUGUGAAGGUGAUUCUCCACAGCUGGAAUCAAUACCCUCCUCCACCCUGUAGGAUCUCGGGCUCCCUUCAAAGCUCACAAGAAGGCCGAUUCCUUCACAAGGGAGGCCUGCCCUCAUCCUGACAAUUACUUUAAUUCUUCCAACUCAAUCAUUAUUUUUUAAAUUUACUUAGUAUUUUUUUUUGUAUUUAUGUAUCUAUCCAUAUUUUUCUUCCAUAAGAUUGUAAACUCUUCGAGGCAGGUACUGGUAGAUUAUUAUUAUUUUUUAACUUCAGAGUUUAGCACAGUGCCUGGAAUUAAAUAAACACCAAUAAAUGCUUGUUGAAUAAAUAAAUGCAAAUGAAUGAA
Messenger RNA from Antechinus flavipes (yellow-footed antechinus), 4991 nucleotides. It is a transcript of the gene SERINC2, whose product is annotated as serine incorporator 2. The record is from RefSeq and is a predicted model, not a curated record. Gene Ontology annotation, cellular component: membrane. The transcript is spliced from 10 exons. Lineage: Eukaryota; Metazoa; Chordata; Mammalia; Dasyuromorphia; Dasyuridae. Bases 131 to 1480 code for a protein of 449 amino acids.